AUGGAUAUGUUUGAGCAGAGGAAGAAAACCACAGGCCGCAAAAAGAUUGAGAUUAAGAAGCUUGACAAGGAUAGUAACAAGCAAGUCACAUUCUCAAAACGACGAACUGGGUUGUUCAAAAAAGCUAGCGAGCUCUGCAUUUUAUGCGAUGUUCAUAUAGCCAUAAUUGUGUUCUCUCCUGCUGACAAACUCUUCUGUUUUGGUGAACCCAACAUUGAUGCCAUCAUUACCCGUUAUCUCAAAGGAACCACAGAGUUUGAGGCUGCAAAGUCAAGAGGCAAAUCGGUGUCCUAUGAAGAGCAUAAUAAGCAAUAUGAGGAAGCCAUGAAGAAAUUGGAGUUAGAAAAAAGGAAGCUUGCUGAAACUGAAACUUUGGCUAAGGUUUGGAAUAGAGUAGAUUGGUGGAACGAGUCCAUUGAUGAGAUGAGUGGUGAUCAAUUGGAGCAGUUUAUGGUGUCCAUUUAUGAGUUAAGAAGGAAAUUGGCUGAAAGAGCAGGUGAAUUGAUGCUGAUGCUAGCGAUGUUAUAG
This is a messenger RNA of Abrus precatorius (Indian licorice), 528 nucleotides long. Its product is annotated as agamous-like MADS-box protein AGL61. NCBI's taxonomy places the organism in Eukaryota, Viridiplantae, Streptophyta, Magnoliopsida, Fabales, Fabaceae. The record is from RefSeq and is a predicted model, not a curated record. Gene Ontology annotation, molecular function: RNA polymerase II cis-regulatory region sequence-specific DNA binding; DNA-binding transcription factor activity, RNA polymerase II-specific; protein dimerization activity. The coding region runs from base 1 to 528 and encodes 175 amino acids. The transcript has a single exon. Gene Ontology annotation, biological process: positive regulation of transcription by RNA polymerase II.